AUGGAAGAGCUGAGUCAAGCCCUGGCUAGUAGCUUUUCUGUGUCCCAAGAUCUGAAUAGCACAGCAGCCCCACAUCCCCACCCAUCUCAGUACAAGUCCAAGCACAGUUCCUUGGAGCAGAGUGAGCUUCGGUUACUGGAAUUGCAGAAAUUCAAGCAGCUAGAUUAUGUGAACCGUGCCAGAAGACUGGCUGAACAUGACUGGACAGGGACGGAGAGUGAGGAAGAUAAGAAAGAUGAUGAAGAAAUGGACACUGAUGCUGGCAAGAAGUUACCAAAAUGCUAUGCUAAUCAACUGAUGCUUUCAGAGUGGCUAACUGAUGUCCCUUCAGAUUUGGAUCAGGAAUGGAUUAUGUUCGUGUGCCGCGCUGGAAAAAGAACCAUCAUCAUGGCCUCUGAAGGCUCUACAACUGCCUACACCAAGAGUGGUUCCUGUGUCAAGAGAUUUUCUUCCCUUCUGCCAGGAAGCAACAGGCGAAACUCAGCCAUGGCAAAAACCUACACCGUUCUGGACUGCAUUUACAGUGAGGUGAACCAGACCUACUACGUUCUGGAUGUGAUGUGCUGGUGGGGCCAUCCUUUUUAUGACGGCCAGCCUGAUUUCCGAUUCUACUGGAUACAUUCAAAGUUACCUGAAGAAGAAGGACUGGGAGAGAAAACCAAGCUCAAUCCCUUUAAAUCUGUGAGACUAAAGAAUUUCCCAUGUACCCCUGGGAGUUCAUAUAAGCUGCUGUCUAUGGAUUUCCCUUUUGAGGUAGACGGAUUUCUCUUCUACCACAAGCAGACCCACUAUAGCCCUGGAAGCACUCCCCUGGUGGGUUGGCUGUGCCCCUACAUGGUGUCAGAUGUUCUUGGUGUAGCCGUGCCAGCUGGCCCACUGACUACCAAGCCAGAAUAUGCUGGGCACCAGCUCCAGCAGAUUAUUGAGCAUAAGAGGAGCCAGAAGGAAGGCAUAAAGGAAAAACUCACACAUAAUUCCUCUGGGAAUGGAUGCUAUGAGUUGGAGGACCUAUCUACCCCAAAGCUGAUGAGUCUUCCCUGGAGCCUGGACCACCCUGGGAGCCUCAUGGAGAACUAA
Choloepus didactylus (southern two-toed sloth) is the source of this 1077-nucleotide messenger RNA. RefSeq names its product snurportin-1-like. The record is from RefSeq and is a predicted model, not a curated record. Gene Ontology annotation, biological process: protein import into nucleus; snRNA import into nucleus. Gene Ontology annotation, cellular component: cytoplasm; nucleus. NCBI's taxonomy places the organism in Eukaryota, Metazoa, Chordata, Mammalia, Pilosa, Megalonychidae. Gene Ontology annotation, molecular function: nuclear import signal receptor activity; protein binding.